UUUUCUGGGUUCUCUUUAGAUGGUUCAUAUAUAGCAGAUACAUGCAAGUCAAACUGUCAUAAACUUCUAAAUUUCAUUUUCUCUGCAACUGAACGAAAGGGAAGUGUUUUAUGUGGGGAAGUUGAGACCUUGUUGUGUAUCACUUAAGAAAUUUUAGAUUGAGUAAGAACAGAACUCAGUGAUUGUAUCAAGAUGAGUUUUUGAGUUUAUAAUGUGCCUUCAGUAGAAUAUCUGUGGGAGUGAAAUUGAAUACCAGAUAUGGGUUUUAAGCCAAUAGACUGGUAUUGUCAACCAGAAGCUAAUGGGGUGUGGGCCAAAGCAGUCAGUGCUUUUGGCCCAUAUACACCUUGUGCAAUUGACUCCCUAGUCAUCUGCAUUUCUCACUUAGUUCUUUUGUGCCUGUGCUGCUAUCGAAUAUGGAUGAUAAAGAUGAAUUUCAAAUCCCGGAGGUUUCGAUUAAGGUCAAAUUACUAUAAUUACAUAUUGGCUUUGUUGGCUGGAUACUUCACUGCUGAGCCCAUACUGAGGUUGCUGAUGGAAAUAUCCAUUUUUAACCUGAACAGAAAAACUUGCUUUGCUCCUUUUGAGAUGACUUCUUCAGUCAUUGAGGCUCUUGCUUGGUGCUCCAUGCUAAUUAUGAUUGGCUUGGAAACUAGGAUAUAUAUCCGGGAAUUCCGGUGGUAUGUAAGGUUUGGAGUCAUUUAUGUCUUGGUAGGAAAUGCAGUGGUUCUGAAUCUUGUUCUUUCAGUGACAGUCAGCAGAGGUGCUCUGUACCUGUAUAUAAGCACUCUCUGUUGCCAGGUGUUGUUUGGAAUUCUACUUCUUGUUUAUAUUCCUAAUUUGGAACCUUAUCCGGGUUACAUUGCUCUGCAAUCCGAGUCUCUUGAUAACAUUGAAUAUGAAGCACUGCCUGGAGAAGAGCAAAUUUGCCCAGAAAGACAUGUUAAUAUAUUUUCCAGAAUAUAUUUUGGAUGGAUGACUCCACUCAUGCAGCUAGGGUACAGAAAACCCAUCACUGAAAAAGAUGUUUGGAAGUUGGACACACGGGAUCAGACUGAGACAUUAAUUAAAAAGUUCCAGAAAUGCUGGGUUAUAGAAUCUCAAAGGCCCAAACCAUGGCUUCUAAGAGCAUUGAAUUGUAGCCUUGGAAGAAGGUUCUGGUGGGGAGGCUUUUUCAAGAUUGGCAAUGAUCUUUCUCAGUUUGCAGGUCCAGUUUUAUUGAAUCAUCUCUUGCAGGCAAUGCAACGAGGUGACCCAGCUUGGAUUGGUUGCAUAUACGCCUUCUCAAUUUUCACUGGUGUGUCACUUGGUGUGCUCUCUGAAGCUCAGUAUUUCCAGAAUGUUAUGCGGGUUGGUUUUAGGCUGAGAUCAACUCUGGUAGCUGCUAUAUUUCGUAAAUCUAUAAGACUAACUCAUGAGGGUCGUAAGAAGUUCCCAACUGGCAAGAUAACAAACAUGAUGUCAACAGAUGCUAAUGCCCUUCAGCAAAUAUGUCAACAACUUCACGGACUGUGGUCAGCUCCUUUUCGUAUCACUGUAGCCAUGGUUCUUCUUUACCAGCAAUUAGGUGUUGCAUCACUUAUUGGGUCAAUGAUGCUAAUUCUCAUGAUCCCCAUACAGACAAUCGUGAUCAGCAAAAUGCGAAAACUGACAAAGGAUGGACUACAGCAGACUGACAAGAGAGUUGGCCUCACGAAUGAAAUUUUGGCAGCCAUGGACACUGUGAAAUGUUAUGCCUGGGAGACAAGUUUCCAACAACGAGUUCAAAUUAUACGGAAUGAUGAACUAUCAAGGUUCCGUAAAGCGUAUUUACUAUCUGCUUUUAACAGUUUUAUACUGAACAGCAUCCCAGUUGUUGUGACACUAACAUCAUUUGGGAUGUUCACUUUUCUUGGCGGUGAUUUGACACCUGCAAGGGCAUUCACAUCGCUUUCUCUCUUUGCAGUGCUACGGUUUCCUUUAAACAUGCUGCCUAACUUAUUAAGUCAGGUUGUAAAUGCAAAUGUAUCCUUACAGCGUUUGGAGGAACUAUUUUUAACUGAGGAGAGAAUUCUAGUGCCGAACCAGCCUCUUGAACCAGGGCUUCCAGCCAUCUCAAUUAAGGAUGGUUACUUUUCAUGGGAUUCAAAGGCAGAGAAGCCCACCUUAUCAAACAUCAACUUAGAUAUACUGGUUGGAAGCUUAGUGGCAGUUGUUGGCGGCACUGGGGAAGGGAAGACGUCACUUGUAUCAGCCAUGCUUGGAGAGCUGCCUCCCAGAGCAAAUUCUGGUGUUGUAAUCAGGGGGACUGUUGCUUAUGUUCCCCAAGUUUCAUGGAUUUUCAAUGCUACUGUACGCGAAAAUGUUUUAUUUGGAUCUAAAUUCGAGCCUGCAAGAUAUUGGAAGGCUAUGGAUUUAACUGAGUUACAGCAUGAUCUAGACAUACUUCCAGGUCGAGAUCUAACAGAGAUUGGCGAAAGAGGGGUCAAUAUUAGUGGUGGUCAAAAGCAAAGAGUCUCAAUGGCUAGGGCUGUAUAUUCUAAUUCAGAUGUUUACAUAUUUGACGACCCAUUAAGUGCUCUAGAUGCUCAUGUUGCUAAACAGGUUUUCAACCGCUGUAUCAAGGAAGAGUUGCAAGGGAAAACUAGGGUGCUGGUCACAAAUCAGCUACAUUUUCUUCCUCAAGUGGAUCAAAUUAUUCUAGUCUGUGAUGGUACGAUUAAAGAGGUGGGAACCUUUAAGGAGCUGUCUAAAAGCAGUAAGCUGUUCCAGAAACUAAUGGAAAAUGCAGGGAAAAUGGAAGAACAUGUAGAAGAAAAAGAAGAUAGCAAAAAUGAUUACCAUGAAAGCUCAACACCUGCUUCCAAUGGGGUGUUGAAUGACUUGCCAAACGACGUAAGCUACGCAAAGAAAGGGAAAGGAGCAAAAUCUGUACUCAUUAAACAAGAGGAACGGGAAACAGGUGUUGUCAGUUGGAAUAUUUUACUGAGGUACAAAAAUGCAUUAGGAGGCCUAUGGGUGGUCAUGGUUCUAUUUGCUUGUUAUAUAUUAACAGAAGUUCUUCGAGUUUCUAGUAGCACAUGGCUAAGUGUUUGGACAGCUAAAAGCACCUCAAAGAGUUAUAAACCUGGAUUCUACAUUCUUGUAUAUGGAAUUCUGUCAUUUGGCCAGGUAAUUGUGACACUGACCAACUCUUUUUGGUUAAUCACUUCAAGCCUUCGGGCAGCCAGAAGAUUGCAUGAUGCCCUGCUAAAUGCUAUACUAAUAGCUCCAAUGGUAUUCUUCCACACUACUCCAACUGGACGGAUAAUCAAUAGGUUUGCGAAAGAUCUGGGCGAUAUAGAUCGCAUGGUAGCAAAUGUUAUGAACAUGUUUCUGGGUCAAGUCUGGCAGCUCCUUUCAACUUUUGUGCUCAUAGGCAUUGUGAGCACAAUAUCCCUCUGGGCCAUAAUGCCACUUCUAAUUUUAUUUUAUGCAGCCUACCUCUUUUAUCAGAGCACAUCCCGUGAAGUGAAGCGCUUGGAUUCGAUUACCAGGUCUCCUGUUUAUGCACAAUUUGGAGAAGCAUUAAAUGGUUUAUCAUCCAUUCGUGCAUACAAAGCAUAUGAUCGGAUGGCCAGCAUCAGUGGGAGGUCCAUGGAUAAUAAUAUCAGAUUCACCCUUGUGAAUAUCAGUUCAAAUCGCUGGCUCACUAUAAGGUUAGAAACACUGGGAGGCGUGAUGAUUUGGUUGAUAGCAACCUUUGCUGUCAUGCAGAAUGCAAGAGCAGAAGACCGAGUAGCAUUUGCAUCCACAAUGGGUCUACUUCUCACUUAUACUUUAAAUAUCACAAAUUUGUUGAGUGGUGUUCUUAGACAAGCAAGCAGGGCUGAAAACAGUUUGAAUGCCGUUGAGCGUGUUGGUUCAUAUAUAGAGCUGCCUUCUGAAGCUCCAGCUGUAAUUGAAAGCAACCGUCCCCAACAUGGGUGGCCAUCAGCAGGAUCGAUCAAGUUUGAGGACGUUGUCCUGCGCUAUAGGCCGGGACUUCCACCAGUACUGCAUGGAUUAUCUUUUACAGUUUCUGCAAGUGAGAAGCUGGGAAUCGUCGGAAGAACUGGUGCAGGGAAAUCUAGCAUGAUUAAUGCAUUGUUUAGGAUAGUAGAAAUAGAAAAAGGAAGAAUCUUGAUAGACAGUUGUGAUGUUUCUAAGUUUGGACUGACAGAUUUGCGAAAAGUUCUUAGUAUCAUACCCCAGUCACCUGUUCUUUUUUCAGGAACGGUGCGGUUUAAUCUUGAUCCUUUCAAUGAGCAUAAUGAUGCUGACCUUUGGGAAGCUCUAGAGAGGGCACAUCUGAAGGAUGUCAUUAGGAGGAAUUCUUUGGGUCUGGAUGCUGAGGUUUCUGAGGGAGGGGAGAACUUUAGUGUUGGACAGAGGCAACUAAUAAGUCUUUCUAGAGCACUGCUGCGGAGAUCAAAGAUUCUUGUUCUUGAUGAAGCAACUGCGGCUGUUGACGUUCGAACCGAUGCUCUUAUCCAGAAAACCAUCCGUGAAGAAUUCAAGUCAUGCACCAUGCUCAUUAUUGCUCACAGAUUAAAUACCAUUAUUGACUCUGAUCAAAUCCUUGUUCUCGAUGCUGGUCAGGUCCUAGAACAUGAUUCCCCAGAAAAGCUACUAUCGAAUGAAGAGAGUGCCUUCUCCAAGAUGGUCAAGAGUACAGGACCUGCUAAUGCUCAGUAUUUGUGUGGCCUGGUAUUUGGAGGUAAACAGAAUAAGGUCGUUAGGGACCAAACUGAGCCAGUGGUUGGCCAGAGCCAUAGGAGUUGGUUGGCCUCUUCUCGCUGGGCUGCGGCUGCCCAAUUUGCAUUAGCUGCUAGUCUCACUGCUUCACAGAAGGAUCUUCAAAGAUCUGAUAUUGAAGACAAGAACAAUAUCCUCAUGAAAACAAAGGAUGCAGUUAUAACACUGCAGGGAGUUUUGGAAGGGAAGCAUGAUAAAGAGAUAGACAACACACUGAAUCAACACCAUAUACCAAGACAAGGGUGGUGGUCAGCUUUCUUCAGAAUAGUUGAAGGUAUGGCUGUGAUGGGCAGGCUUGCUCACAACAGGCUUCACCCAUUAGAAGAUGAUUUUGAAGACAAGGCCAUAGAUUGGAGUUGAAUACGAAACCAGAGAACAAGAACUGUUUGAUACUUGGAAUUUCCUCUCACUGAAGGGGAGAGGAAUUAACUGUAUAGGUGUUUGUCCAAAUUGCAACACAAUUAUCGGCUCUGCUUAUAGCUGCAAUUCACACAAGUCAUGAUUAUCAACGUUAAUCUUAUUUUUUAUU
This is a messenger RNA of Prunus mume (Japanese apricot), 5284 nucleotides long. RefSeq names its product ABC transporter C family member 12. Lineage: Eukaryota; Viridiplantae; Streptophyta; Magnoliopsida; Rosales; Rosaceae. The record is from RefSeq and is a predicted model, not a curated record. Gene Ontology annotation, molecular function: ATP binding; ATP hydrolysis activity; ABC-type transporter activity. Gene Ontology annotation, biological process: transmembrane transport. Gene Ontology annotation, cellular component: membrane.